AUGUCAACACAACUUAAUCAAACAGUCAUUCUCAAGUUGGAGCAAAAAGUACAGCAAUUGAACCUGCUUCUUCUCCCGGAAGGAAGACUUUUACUUCAAAAAGCAAAGGAUGAAUUUAUUACAGGACUCAUAGAUGUAAGAGCUCUAACGGAGAGAAUAAAGGAUAUCAAAGACAGAUUUACUUCUAUUACUCCGUUACAACCUUCUCAACCUAUACAAAUACCAACAUCAUCUACAUUAAUACAACAACAACAAACUAGAGUACUACCAAAUCCUUCACAAACUUCUCAACCUAUACAAAUACCGUCACAAACACCAACCCCUUUUACUGAAGAGGAACAAAUAAUGUUUAAAAGCAUGAAAACAAUGACCGCAGAAGAUAGAAAGAAUUUUGUUGCAAAUAAUCCACAAGCAAGAGAGUUACUUAAGAAACUUCAAUCAAUUAAAAAUUCUAAAGCUGACGGUGGUAGUAUGGGAGUCACACAACCUCCACAAUCAUCAAUCCCUCCUCCAUUACAACCACAAUCAACACCAUCACAAGUUAUUCCAACACAACCUCCAUCAAAAAAGAAAAAAGUAGAGGAUCAACAACAACCAGAAACUCCUGUUCAUCCUUUUGCCAAUGAUGAUGAAGUGCACUCAUAUUAUUCUAGUAGAUUUCAACCAGAGGUUUCUUUUCUCAAUUCUACCAAUUUACGAAAUAAGAUUAAUCGUAUUCUUAAAACUCAACAAUUGAAGCCUACCGUGAGUGAUGCUCUAGUUGAAUUUAUUUCAUUGGCAGUUCAGGAUAGAAUGAGAUCAAUAGUUGAGGAAUUAGUAUUAAACUCAAAAACAAGAAUGGAUACCCCAAUUAAUGCCAGUGAUAAUACCUCCUUUAUUGAGAUUACUUCAAAUAGUAAUUAUUCUUUGGUAAAUAGAGAAUUGAAAAUCAAACAAAAAAUUUUACAAGAGGAUGAACAAAGAAGAGAGGAAGAGGAACGCUCCAAAGAAGCCCAACGAAAAAAACAAUCUGGAUCAUCAGAAGGAAAGAGAAAGAGAAAUCAAAGUUCAAAAGAGGAUGAAGAACAAAAAAUGUCUGAUAUGAAUGUUGCUAUUGACGUUGCACUUGGAAAGAAAUCCUCAAUCGCAAAUUUGAGUCAAUCAAAUAAGACAUCUUCGACCCUUAAAAAAACUCCUUCUGCAAGCAAUGUAACCAACUCUACAAAACAAAACAACGGGCAAGAGUUUGAUGAUGACUCGUCACAACUUGGAAAACGACCAUCAUCAAUUGUAAUAACACCUCAAGAUGUAAUUUUAUAUUUGGAGACUGAACCACUUUUAAGAAAGUCCAGAUUAUUGCAUUCUCUAUAUCUUAAAUUAAAGGAAUAGUUGUUAAUUAUUGUAAAUAAAUUCAAUGUUGAAUAUCC
Messenger RNA from Naegleria gruberi, 1406 nucleotides. RefSeq names its product transcription initiation factor TFIID component TAF4. Gene Ontology annotation, biological process: transcription initiation at RNA polymerase II promoter. NCBI's taxonomy places the organism in Eukaryota, Heterolobosea, Eutetramitea, Acrasida, Naegleriidae. The transcript has 2 exons. Gene Ontology annotation, cellular component: transcription factor TFIID complex. The record is from RefSeq and is a predicted model, not a curated record. The coding region runs from base 1 to 1368 and encodes 455 amino acids. Gene Ontology annotation, molecular function: DNA binding; protein heterodimerization activity; RNA polymerase II general transcription initiation factor activity.